AUGGAAGAAAAGAGAUCCGGGAGCUUAUACGGUGGAUCUCUUAUUGUGCCUAGUGUUCAAGAAUUAGCCAAGAAGCCUAUAACCGCCAUCCCAGCUAGAUACAUACAGACUCGUCAUCAUGAACAACAAGACGAUGUCAUGUUCAAUCCUGAUCAUGGUCAAGCUGAAAUACCAUUCAUCGACAUGCAGAAGCUGCUUUCUCAAGAAUCGACUGAUUCCGAAUCUGAGUUAGCUAUGCUCCAUUUUGCUUGCAAAGAGUGGGGUUUCUUUCAGUUGGUAAACCAUGGUGUGAGCUCUUCCUUGAUGGACAAAGUAAAGAUAGAAAUUCAAGACUUCUUCAACCUAGCCAUGGAAGAUAAGAAAAAGCUUUGGCAAACCCCAGGAGACUUGGAAGGUUUUGGACAAGCCUUUGUAGUUUCAGAAGACCAAAAACUCGAUUGGGCUGACAUUUUCUUCAUGACCACCCUUCCAGUCGAAAUGAGGCGGCCUCACCUAUUCCCAAACCUCCCUUCUCCUUUCAGAGAGACCUUAGAAGUUUACUCAUUGGAACUGAAGAACCUAGCCUUGACUAUCCUAUCACAAAUGGAAACUGCUUUGCAAAUGGAAGCCAAGGAACUGACCAAGUUAUUUGAAGAUGGAAUGCAAUCAAUGAGGAUGAACUAUUACCCUCCAUGUCCUCUUCCGGCGGAAGUCAUCGGUCUUACACCUCAUUCUGAUUCUGUAGGUCUCACCAUCCUCCUACAAGUGAAUGAAAUGGAUGGUCUCCAAGUAAAGAAAGAUGGGAUUUGGGUUCCUGUUAAGCCACUACCAGAUGCCUUUAUUGUCAACAUUGGAGACAUUUUAGAGAUUCAAACAAAUGGGAUUUAUCGAAGCAUUGAGCAUCGUGCAACAGUUAACUCUGUAAAAGAACGGCUGUCAAUCGCCACAUUUCACAACCCAGCACUUGAUGUUGAAAUUGGUCCGGCUAGCUUGGUCACUGAGCAAACACCUGCAGUAUAUAAAAGGGUGGGAGUUCAAGAUUAUGUGAAAGCCCUUUUUGAACGUAAGCUUCAAGGAAAGUCUUUUCUUGAAGAACUUAGGAUAAAGUAAGAUGGUGGUGAGAUUUAGACAAUCUGUGAGCGUGGAAUUGCAACCAUGUAUUAGUGGUAUCUAAUUUUCUGAAGAAAUAAACCAAAGCCUACCAGUGCAGAUGGUGUCCAACUGAUGAAGUGUGCCCUGCCAAUAGAGUUUAUUUUGUUGGUUGCUCUUGAAAUGUGAAGAGGUUGCUGCCCUUUAAUAUCAUUUCAAAUAUAUAGCCCUUUACUAUCUAAUAAAUGAGAAUAAUCAUGCCCUAGCUGAUUAUGAUCCUCAUCAUUAGUACCUCCAGUCUCUUAAUUAUAAAUAAAUUGUUGCAACUAAUGUGAUGUGAAAGUUAUAAACUCAUCUCUUAUAAGUUCAUCUUCUUCUUUC
Molecule: messenger RNA, 1449 nt
Organism: Prunus persica (peach)
Lineage: Eukaryota; Viridiplantae; Streptophyta; Magnoliopsida; Rosales; Rosaceae
Product: protein SRG1
Exons: 4
Coding region: 1-1089 (362 amino acids)
Source: RefSeq, a predicted model, not a curated record